This is a messenger RNA of Grammomys surdaster, 1823 nucleotides long. RefSeq names its product cysteine and glycine rich protein 1 (gene Csrp1). NCBI's taxonomy places the organism in Eukaryota, Metazoa, Chordata, Mammalia, Rodentia, Muridae. The record is from RefSeq and is a predicted model, not a curated record. Gene Ontology annotation, cellular component: Z disc; nucleus; cytoplasm. Gene Ontology annotation, biological process: muscle tissue development; sarcomere organization. The coding region runs from base 134 to 715 and encodes 193 amino acids. Gene Ontology annotation, molecular function: structural constituent of muscle; actinin binding. The transcript is spliced from 6 exons.
UGCAAAGCCUACUGGUUGGCGUGGCGCGGGAAACGCCUUCCGGAGGGGGAAACAAAAUCGGCGCGCAGUCCGGCGCAGCCAGCCACCGCUUCCCGGAGUGCUGUCGCUUGCGCACCACCCAGCAGCUGCCAGAAUGCCAAACUGGGGAGGAGGCAAGAAAUGUGGGGUGUGCCAGAAGACAGUCUACUUUGCCGAGGAGGUCCAGUGCGAGGGCAACAGCUUCCAUAAAUCCUGCUUCCUGUGCAUGGUCUGCAAGAAGAAUCUGGACAGCACCACUGUGGCAGUGCAUGGAGAAGAGAUCUAUUGCAAGUCAUGUUACGGCAAGAAGUAUGGGCCAAAAGGCUAUGGCUACGGGCAGGGCGCAGGCACGCUGAGCACAGACAAAGGGGAGUCUCUGGGCAUCAAGCAUGAGGAAGCCCCCGGACACAGGCCCACCACCAACCCCAAUGCAUCCAAGUUUGCCCAGAAGAUUGGUGGCUCUGAGCGCUGUCCCCGAUGUAGCCAGGCAGUCUAUGCUGCGGAGAAGGUGAUUGGUGCGGGGAAGUCCUGGCAUAAGUCCUGCUUCCGAUGUGCCAAGUGUGGCAAAGGCCUUGAGUCGACCACGCUGGCAGACAAGGAUGGUGAGAUCUACUGCAAAGGGUGCUAUGCCAAAAACUUUGGGCCCAAAGGUUUUGGCUUUGGACAAGGAGCUGGAGCCUUGGUCCACUCAGAGUGAGGCUGCCACCAUCUGCACACCCUGCCUACUCCUGAGCUUUCAUCAGCAGUCCAUUCCCAGGAGCCUUGGACACCUCCAAGAUCCUCUCCCUCACUCAGCCCUGCUGCACAUCACUAAUGCCUUGGACUUGGGUGUCUGGCUUCUUUUGGUUUAGGGGUCUGCCCGAGCUCCUUCCCCACUAAGGGCUUCCUCCUGCCUGGCAUUUGAUACCGUUACCUUUAGGAGACAUCUGUCUAGUCAUCCCUUUCCAGAAACCAGGUCCCUCUCCCCACACCUCCCCCUGCCCCCCAGACCUCUGUUUCUAGGCUGAAUGUCAACCCUCUUCUGGCCAGGACACCUGAGCUCAUGUCUUUGGAGACCAAUAGAGCAAAGCAGGAGACCUGGGACAGGGAGGCAGGACCAGAAUUGGGCUAGGGAAGGUUGUGGUUUAUUGGGUCCCAGAGAGUCUCCUCUGGGUAGGAGGCUGAGUUCUUGGUGCAUCCCAGUCUGGGAAGUCCCCAUGAGAGGCAGAGAGGUGCAGAUAGGAUUCUGGGCCAUCAGAAGGAACUCUUUCUCUGCCCUCUUGCCUUUGAAUGUGGAAACAGUGUCUUUUCACUAAGGAAUGGAGAACAAGCCAGGUCAGAGGACCCCGAAGUCUAGAGGUUGUCUGACCUCCUUAGACAUCAAGUUCCCUGUUUGAUGGACAAGAGAGAGCCUAAUGAAUACCUUGAACAAGUAUUUACAUUUUUCAGUGGUCCAGAUCUUGGAGUGGUCAAUUCUGGUUCUAACCUUGGAUCGGGUGGCUGGGAUGGACAGUUUCUGUGGCAGCAUAGCCCAGGAUAGAGUUGUGUUCUAGCCACUCCUGAGGGUUCCCCUGAACCCCCAGUCCUCACUCCUCUCCAACCCAGACCCAAUUUUUCGUUUACCCUACCUUUCUCUAGUAACCUUCACUACCUUGCCCAUCCCAUCGAGGUCCCAAGGUCAGGAGCAGUGGGAGAAGGGGAAGGGUGGGUGAUGCUGCCCGGGACUGAAGGGACAAAGCUGUGUACAGCUAUUUGCUGCAUGGGCUGUAGGCAUGGGCUGUUGAAGCUGAUUUAUCAUCUGAUCAAUAAAGCAAUUUAGAACUGAA